Molecule: messenger RNA, 984 nt
Organism: Fusarium fujikuroi IMI 58289
Lineage: Eukaryota; Fungi; Ascomycota; Sordariomycetes; Hypocreales; Nectriaceae
Exons: 4
Coding region: 1-984 (327 amino acids)
Source: RefSeq, a predicted model, not a curated record
AUGCUCAUCAGUGGAAACCAUCGUGCUCAGGCACAAUUCGAUCGGGCAAAAUGGCGCCCAAUGGUUAUGAUCCCUACCUGGGUUCUUCAGCUGGGCUUGUCUAUGUCUAUGAUGGGACUUUUCGCCUAUAGAUUGGGCAACAGCAUGAAGGUGAAUAAGGACAGCGACAAGAAGAACGACGAUCCAACUAUUGAGAUUGUGUGGGAGGCUACAAAUGUAGCUCUAUGGUUCGUUGCAUCUCUAUGCAGUUUCGUCGAAAUCGCCAAAUACUUCGCAGAGGCAUUGACUCCAUGGACCAUGCUAUUCACACAUGUCAUAAAGUUGACCUGCGCCAUCGCCACUCUCGCGCUUGAUAUAGUUGUCUACACCGAGAAGCACGACAAGCACUACUCCCUCGUCGGUCUUGGCUUAGACUGCGCUUUUAUCAUCACCUCGCUCGUCCUGGUCUUCUACUCCGUCCGAAGAUACCGUCGUCUUUCUGCUUACGACGAUUACACACACCCUGUCAAUUCUUCCGACAAGCGCUUUUCUUCAGCAUCGUCACGAGCUAGCAUCAUCUCAAAGCGUGAAUCUGUCGAGAUGGGCACUGUCCAGCGAACACCAAGCGUCUAUUCACACAAGCGUGACACCCAAUUCGACGACUAUGUAGCACGUCGCGGCUCCGCCACCAAAGAACGCAUCGGCAGCGGAGACUUUAGUUACGCUGGAGCUCAGGGCGAGGCCCAAGACUCUGGAGCAACACUCACACCAACUCGCCCCAGGGGCGCCAGCAGCGGCCGAGCAGCGAGCUGGACGAGCGACCGAGGUCUCGUAGCUGUACCAGAGGAGGAGGACGACACAGCAGCUGGGAAGGAAUCCAAGGCAGAAAAGGAAAAGAAGGAUCGCGAGGCCCUUUUGGGCAACACUCCUCGCGAGAGCAUUGAUGGCAUAGUUGUUCCACAAGAAGCUGACAUUUCGGAGCCCAGGUGGCAGCGCGAACAGUGA